Penicillium lagena is the source of this 1707-nucleotide messenger RNA. Its product is annotated as zinc-coordinating transcription factor SFP1. The record is from RefSeq and is a predicted model, not a curated record. The coding region runs from base 1 to 1707 and encodes 568 amino acids. The transcript is spliced from 3 exons. Lineage: Eukaryota; Fungi; Ascomycota; Eurotiomycetes; Eurotiales; Aspergillaceae. Gene Ontology annotation, cellular component: nucleus.
AUGGCCGGCGCUACUCCGAUAGACAUCGCCACUCGCCAGUCAACCUCGGUCUCCCCGCCGGGCCAGCAGGCGUCGAAUCUGACAUCCGCUUUGCAAAAGGCGGGCACCGGGGAGCGCACCAGCAGCAUAUCGCAUCACCCGGGCGGCGGACUUGGGAUGUUCAAGGCCCCUCCUCCUCGUAAGGAUUCCAUCGGCACCGCUGCGCAAUGGGGCAAUGGCACCAAACCCAUCUCCAUGGCAGGAUCGGCCCGCGACAAAGGACGCCGGGAGUCGCUCGCAGGAAGUCUGGUAGGCGGAAUGAGCUGGGGUGGUGUGUCUGUCGGCAGUUGGAUUCGAGAUGACAUUAUUAUGACUGGCACAUCACCAUUCACCUUCCAGUCGCCAUCAUUUCACUCGUCGUCGUACCUGCCGAAACUCGAGGCCAACUUCAUGCGGGACUUUUCGUGCUGCGGUGUGACGUUACCGACCCUCCACGACCUAUUACAACACUACGAGGAAGCGCAUGCUACCAAGUCGCCCAACCAGGGGCACCGGCCGAGCCAGGGUGAAAAUCGAGCUGCCUUAGCCGCCGCCGCGAUCGCACAGCAACAGAGCCAGCAACAUGGCAAUGGACGCGGCCUGCAGCCUGACCGGACGUUAGACAUGCGUAAGAGUCAGAAUCCAUCCACCCCCCAGCAUGCGGAUUUGGACACGAUCGAUGACAUGGAGUUGGACGAGCCUAUGGGAGAUGGGGACGACUCUACCUCGCAGUUGUUCUCGCCCCAGUUACAUGACGGUGGACAGGGCGGAUUUGGCAAUUCCAACCAGAGCAGCCAACUAAGUCUAGGCAUGCUCCCGACUCCUCAAGGCUUCAACCAGUCGUCACAACCGGGUACGCCGAUCGGAUCCGGGCUCCCACUUUCUUUGCAGAACAACCCAACCGUCUCUUCCGUCAACACUCCUACAUUUACGGCCAACCCCCUCCAAGCGUCCCAGUUCCGCCAUACACCUGAUUCCUCGGGACCCGGUACACCGGCAGAGAUUGAUGAAAGCAUGCUCAGUGGAUUUGGCGAUUUGGCAAUGCAGAACAACGGAAUGGGCCAAAAUCAGGGCCAAUUCGGACGCUUCCCGGGGAAUAAUAACGAUAUGAUUGAUCUCUGCAUCGAUGAGCCGGCCAAGCGUCUAUUUAGCCCCAACGGCGGCAUGGGAUCUCCCAACGCCCACUUCAAGCUCAGUGGAGCGCAGUACGGGCCCAACAGCGAUAUUGCACGACGGAUCCGGGAGCAGCAACUAGCUGCUGGUGUUCCAGAUACCACCACAAUCCUCCCCAACGAGGAGCCCAAGCCGUUCCGGUGCCCUGUCAUCGGAUGCGAAAAGGCAUACAAGAACCAGAAUGGCCUUAAGUACCACAAAGCUCACGGACAUAACAACCAGCAAUUACACGAUAAUGCCGACGGCACGUUCUCGAUCGUCAACCCAGAGACAUCAGCCCCAUACCCGGGCACCCUCGGCAUGGAGAAAGAGAAGCCCUACCGGUGCGAGGUGUGCGGCAAGCGGUACAAGAACCUGAAUGGACUGAAGUACCAUAAGUCGCACUCCCCACCCUGCAACCCCGACUUUCAGCUUGGAGGUCGUAAUCUGAACCUAGGCGGCGGCGUGAUGCAGGGACAGAACAUCAACGUGGCUGGAGCUGGCCUCCCUGGAAUCGGCGAAGAAGGUCUUCUAUGA